AUAUGCUACGCAAGAAAUAAGAAUGGAUCAACGGACAGUGACCGAAACUGAGGGAUAAAUUACGCGCAAGCAUAUACCAAAAGUUCGAAACUGCAAAACCUAACGGUCCUCGCGUUGAAACGCCCCCCCGGGCUUCGAUUCCAUUUCCCACUUUCCUUCUCUACCCUUUUGUUGGAUCUCGUCCUCUUUAAGUGAUUGAUUGGCAAUAUUAUCAUGGAAAUCGGUAUCGGGGAACCGGGCGAAACUCAUAUCGCAUUCGUUGAAUGAUUGAUUUAUCGGUUUAAGUUUUAAUUUUAGAUUUUGGUUGAUAACAAAGUUCUGAUGAACCUUUCUGAGCUUUCAAUUUUAUGUGAAUGAGACUGGAGGUUCGUCGAAAUGAGCUCGCAGAGGCAUCACGUGACGGUUUGGGAACUCGUCGAGGAGGGCAAGAAGCGGUUUGUGGUCCUGAUCAUAUGCGUCGCCGGAUUGUCAUACCUCAUGUCCUUGACAAGCUCCUCAGUUUGGGUCAACUUGCCUGCUGCUGCCUCCUUAAUUAUUGUCUUGCGUUAUAUAUCUUUGGAUUUUGACAUGCGGAGAAAAGCUGCAGCAUACAACAGCAAUCCAUCCUCAGCAAAUACUCUUCCUCCAAAGAUUCCUCUUGAAUUACCUAAAAAUGUUGAAAAGUCUGAAUGGAGAAGCAAAGUGAAUUCUCCUGUUGUUGAGGAUGCAAUAGAUCACUUCACAAGACAUCUGGUUUCUGAGUGGGUUACAGAUUUCUGGUACUCUCGCUUGACACCUGAUAAAGAGGGUCCGGAGGAACUGUUGAACGUCGUGAAUGGGGUUCUUGGGGAAAUUUCUGCGCGCGUGAGGAAUAUAAAUUUAAUUGAUCUACUGACAAGGGACCUUAUUAAUCUUGUUUGCAUUCACUUGGAGCUUUUUCGUGCAACUCAAGUGAAGAUUGAAAAGCAACAUUCAGGAUCGCUAACAAUCGAACACCGAGAAAUAUUGCUAAGACACAUCCUGGCUAACGAGAACAAAUUGCACCCUGCUCUGUUUUCGCCUGAAGCUGAGCACAAGGUUUUGCAGCAUCUGAUGGAUGGUCUUAUUUCUUCUACAUUCAAGCCUGAAGAUCUGGAGUGCCUUCUCUUCCGUUAUAUAGCCAGAGAGCUUCUAGCUAGUGCAGUAAUGCGACCUGUCCUAAACCUAGCAAGUCCAAGGUUUAUGAAUGAAAGAAUUGAAUCCUUAGUCCUUAAUAUGAGCAAAGCAAAAAAGGGGGCUUUGACAGUAGAAGGGGCAUCUCAGACUAGAUCAGAUGAGCGUUCAAGGAUUUCAUCUGACUAUUUUUCUAGAUUCUUGGAUCCUACUGUUACUGGUGUUGAACUUGUGCCGUUAAAAAAUAAUCAGUCUAGAUCCACUGCUAAUGCAUCAUCAACAGAUCAAGACUAUAGAAAGAAGGAAGGUGAAAAUCGGGUAAUUGAGCAAGUAUCACAAGCAGGGAAGUCCGUUAAAGUGGAUCGUUCAAAGGCAAUAUCCAAAUCGAAAGAGAACAACACUGUAACCAAGGUUAAUCACUCUGAUAGUACCGCUGUUCACUUUGGAUGUACUGAUCAGCUUUCUGUAGAAAGCUUAUCAUGCCCUACAAAUCGGAACAUAUCGAGUCACUCUUCAUUUAUUUCAUUUAAAGAAGAUGAAAAGCACAGCAUCAAGCAUUUGGAGGAGGUUGAAUCAGGGAGCAGUACUUCUUAUACAUCAGAAGAUGAAGAAACUAGCAAUGUAACAGGCCUUGAUUCUCCGGGAACUAAAGUAUGGGAUGGUAGAGGUAACAGAAAUCUGGCUCUUUCUCACAUUCAUCACCCACUUGAGAAUUCUGAAGGCCUUAUAGCAAAGAAGACUGGUAAAGGGCAUAUUCACUAUCAAAGAUUAGUUAGAACCCCAUCUGGUCGUAAAAGGUCUAGACUAAGCAGUCAUAAAACACACAUUUGGCAGGAGGUUGAGAGAACAAGCUUCUUGUCUGGUGAUGGACAGGAUUUACUUAGUUCUGCCAAAGGAUAUGCAAAUGCUGAGGACUCUAGCGAUGACUGUGAGAAUGAAAAUUUGGGUAGAGUUCAAAGCGGAGCAGCUGCUUCUUCAUCUGUGCUUCCUAUACCAGAAAGUCGUAGUUUUACUGUCAGUUCUCUGCAAGAUACGCUGGCGGUGGCUUCAUUUUUUAAGUUGAGAUUUCAUUUGCUGUUGCAGGUAUUGGGUGCAAACAUUGUGAAGAGUUGCUCAAAAACAUUUGCUGUUUAUUCAAUAUCUGUUGCAGAUGUAGAUAAUAACAGUUGGUCAAUCAAAAGAAGGUUUCGUCACUUUGAGGAGCUACAUCGGCGUUUGAAAGAGUUUCCAGAGUAUAAUCUUCAUUUGCCACCAAAGCGUUUUCUAUCAACAGGUUUAGACGUACCUAUCAUUCAAGAAAGGUGUAAAUUGCUUGACAAGUAUUUAAAGAAUCUUAUGCAGCUUCCAAGAAUUUCAGGAUCAAUUGAAGUUUGGGAUUUUCUCAGUGUUGACUCCCAGACUUAUCUAUUCUCGAAUUCCUUUUCUAUAAUUGAAACUUUGUCAGUUGACCUAGAGGAUAAGCCAUCUGAAAAGAGUAAAAAGCUUCCAAAGUUUCUUGGACCUACGAUUGUGAGAGAAGAUUUAGGCACUGAAAAUAAGGAGUCCAUGUUCCUGAUGAAGAAUAAUGUUGUGACAGAUGGGAGAUUAAAUGCAAAAGAUACUAGGCCACAAAACUAUGCAUCUUCUCCCUCAAGCUUGGAGAACACUGUAAAAGGAAGAGAUGAUAAUGGUUCAUCUGAGUCGCUUCAUGAUGCUGCUGCUGACCCAUUCCUUCCUACAGAGUGGGUGCCGACAAAUUUAAGUGUCCCCAUAUUAGAUUUGGUAGAUGUCAUCUUCCAACUUCAAGAUGGUGGAUGGAUCAGGCGAAAGGCAUUUUGGGUGGCCAAACAGAUACUACAACUAGGAAUGGGUGAUGCCUUUGAUGAUUGGUUAAUAGAGAAAAUCCAGCUUCUGCGUAAGGGAUCUGUUCUUGCUUCAGGGAUCAGGCAGGUUGAGAAGAUUCUCUGGCCCGAUGGAAUAUUCAUAACCAAGCAUCCAAAGCGUCGACCACCACCACCUGUUAACCCAUCCCAGAAUACACCUCUUGACCGACAACGUUCAGGGGUAUCUCCACCUAUACACACUUAUGAGCAACAACAGGAGGCAGUUCGGCAUGCAAAGUUUGUUUAUGAGCUAAUGAUUGACAAUGCUCCGGCUGCCAUCAUAGGUCUUGUUGGUCGUAAAGAGUAUGAACAGUGUGCAAAGGAUCUCUAUUUUUUUAUUCAGUCACCGGUUUGUUUGAAGCAACUCGCUUUUGACCUUCUCGAGCUGCUGCUUUUGUCCGCAUUUCCGGAGUUAGAUUAUGUUUUCAAGCAGUUGCAAGAAGAAAGACAUAAAUUUGUUGAACCCAAGGGAAAUUAAUGGAAAUUUCAGAUCUCUCUCCCCCCCACCCCCAUGUAGCCAUGAUAUUAGUACAAACAUAUCUUUUAGAAAGCUAUCCUUAUAUCACAAAAUUUCAGGAAGAUUCGGUAGUCUCGGUGUGGGACUUAGUACGGUCCAUCUAUCAGGGGAGCCCACACGGAUAGUGGGAGGAGUCUCACCGGACUUCACGAGUCACACCCCUCUUUCCAAUCAGCAAUGGCAAUUGGCAGGGGUUCCAAAUCCGUAAGUGAGGCUGCAAUAUUCUUCAUCAACAAGCAGAGUGAUAUCUCCUCAAGACCUUGUUUCAGAUAAAACUUAACUUAUUCAAAUAAACGGAGACUGUUGUGAUAUAGCACUGAGAAAUUGAGGUUGUUUAAUGGGCUCAGGUCUUUUUCCAGAAA
Molecule: messenger RNA, 3872 nt
Organism: Juglans microcarpa x Juglans regia
Lineage: Eukaryota; Viridiplantae; Streptophyta; Magnoliopsida; Fagales; Juglandaceae
Exons: 16
Coding region: 376-3471 (1031 amino acids)
Molecular function (GO): phosphatidylinositol binding
Source: RefSeq, a predicted model, not a curated record